Molecule: messenger RNA, 276 nt
Organism: Microthlaspi erraticum
Lineage: Eukaryota; Viridiplantae; Streptophyta; Magnoliopsida; Brassicales; Brassicaceae
Source: the annotation of a GenBank genome assembly
AUGGACGUUUCGGGUUCGUCUGGGUGCAAGUGGGCCUCAGUGCGGACCGGUGUGGACUUGUCUGGGUGCAAGUGGGCCUCAGUACAAGUGGUGAGGAUCUCCAGUGUUGCGGCCUUGCGAGGUCGGGUUUUUGUGGUCUUUGUGACGUUUGUUUUGGGAUUCGAGGACGAAUCCAGUUUAGUGGGGGAGAAUUGUAACAUCCGUAGACCAAAGAAUUGGGAUUUUUCUUUAGUGUCGGUCGACACCAGGGUGGUGUCGGUCGACACCAAUGGUUAA